Messenger RNA from Epithele typhae, 930 nucleotides. RefSeq lists its product as uncharacterized. The coding region runs from base 1 to 930 and encodes 309 amino acids. Lineage: Eukaryota; Fungi; Basidiomycota; Agaricomycetes; Polyporales; Epitheliaceae. The transcript has 22 exons. The record is from RefSeq and is a predicted model, not a curated record.
AUGGCUUCACUCAACUCCACGUUUGGCGCUACGCUCGUUGCGAUCGUUGUCGAGGCGACCCUGUAUGGCAUCACACUGUUGCAGACCUUCUUCUACUUUAGGAAGUACCACUCUGACCAUUGGUUCACCAAGUCUCUCGUUAUCAUUCUCACCUUCCUCGAUACUCUUCAUCUCGUACUGGCCCUCCACACAGUAUACUGGUAUCUGGUGACCAACUUCGGCAACUCCGAUAACCUCAACAACUCUGUAUGGAGCCUGAAUGUUCAGACGGACUGUCAAACUUUCAUAACCGUUAUCGUCGAGUGUUUCUUCGCGCGUCGUCUAUGGCUGAUGGGAAAGAAUUGGCUUCUCGUGACGACAAUCGUUGUCAUGGCACUGCUUCAGAUCAUCGCCGUCAUCAUCUUCACCAUCGAGUCCUUCCGCCUCGUCCAGUUCGCGAAGUUCACGACUUUGACGUGGGAAAUCUGCCUGGGCCUUGGUGCAUCGGUGGUGGGCGACGUCAUCAUCGCAGCCUCAAUGUGCUACUACCUGUACCGCAGACGCACCGGCCUCGGCAAGACGGACUCUGUGGUCACCAUGUUGAUGGUGUACAGCGUCAACAGCGGCGUAUUGACCAGCAUCGUCGCGCUGCUCUCCCUCAUACUGUUCCUCGCGAUGCCGACGAACCUCGUCUGGAUCAGCGUGUUCUUCCUGCUCGGAAAGUGCUACGUCAACGCCUUCCUCGGCCUUCUGAACAGCCGCGAACAGCUCCGCUCCGGCCUCGGCGGCAUCGUCACGCUCAGCGAGUUCGCGGGCGGGCUCGACGGCUCGACGGCCCGCGGCGCGGCGCGGGCUCCGUCCGGGGACGCGGCGGCGCGAAGGCGACGCGUCGACCCCCUGCCGGACCCGGAGGACGCGAAGGGGAGAGGGAGCCCGGGGGAGACUUGGUGA